Messenger RNA from Pistacia vera, 627 nucleotides. RefSeq names its product photosystem II reaction center W protein, chloroplastic-like. Gene Ontology annotation, cellular component: chloroplast; photosystem II. Gene Ontology annotation, biological process: photosynthesis. The record is from RefSeq and is a predicted model, not a curated record. NCBI's taxonomy places the organism in Eukaryota, Viridiplantae, Streptophyta, Magnoliopsida, Sapindales, Anacardiaceae. The transcript is spliced from 2 exons. The coding region runs from base 74 to 496 and encodes 140 amino acids.
CUCUCCAAAUCUUCACAAUCUUGUAUUUUGAUUAAUUUCUGCUGCUUAAAUAUUCUUUGAUCCAUUCACAAAAAUGGCCACAAUUACAACUACAAACUUGGCGGCAUUGCUUCCUCCUGCAACUAAGGCCUUAAAAACGGCUGUUCAUUCAUCAUCCGUCUAUGGGCUGCCACUGCAAGCAAGGGCAAAAAAGGGACGUGUGAGGUGCGCUUUAGAGGAGAAGACAAGUGCUGCCUGCAAUGCCGCCAUGAGCUCAAAAACAAGCAUGGCUGCAUCAUUGAUGGCAACGGCGGCAGCAGCCGUGAGCACCGUCACAGGCCCAGCCAUUGCGUUGGUGGAUGAAAGAAUGAGCACCGAAGGAACUGGCCUUCCUUUUGGACUAAGUAACAACAGUCUAGGGUGGAUCCUUCUUGGUGUUUUAGGGUUGAUUUGGUCUCUCUAUUUUUUAUACACCACUGGCCUUGAUGAGGACGAGGAUUCUGGAUUGUCCCUUUAAAAUAAUGCUAAAUUCCCUUAUUUAUUUAUUUAUCAGUUGUUCCAUAAUGCAAGUUAUGAGCAUUGGGAUGUUAAUAUCAGUAAACAAUGAACACUUUUUGUUAUUCAAGAAAUCACUUUUAUUAUUAUUCU